UGAUGUUAACCGAGAAGUUUUUGUUUAGGCCCUAUACUGACCAAAAAAGAGAAGCACAUCAUCACUAAUUCAGUGCGGAACAACUGGGAGGUUGGAAGACCCUCUGAAAGAGAAUGAAUAUGGAAUGGAAAAACAGUCAUAUCGAAAAUGGUAACAGCAUUGAAACACAGUUUGGAAACAUGACACUUCAACAGCAUAACGACAUUCCACAACAUAAUAAUAUUAAUAGUUCUACAUCACCCAGACAACCAUCAAUUCAAAAUUCAAACCAGUAUCUUCAGGACUUCAGAAUUGACCAGAAGAAUGGUGGCACAGUACUUGCUCCAAACUUACUAGGAUCCAUAAUAGCUGGUGAUGUAUAUAUGACACAGGUGUCUCACUUUACCUCAAUAAACAACAAUGAAACUCUUCAGAGUGUAAAGAAUAAGUUGAAAACAAGGAUGAUGAAGGACUCUGAGAGGAUUUUGGAGGGAAGUGCACAACAGUCAGUCUCUCUAAAUAAGAUCUACACACAACUGUUCAUCAUCAAUGACGAGUCAGACCCCAUCAAUAGAGAACACGAGAUCUGGCAGAUAGAGACGACGAAUGAUUUAAACACAUCAGCACAGACAAUCAUAAACUACAAUGAAAUUCUUAAACCACCAUUGGAUGAAAAUACAACCAUGAAGACUGUUUUAACAAAAGGAAUUGCUGGAAUUGGGAAAACGGUCACUGUGCAGAAGUUUGUCCACGACUGGGCAAGCGGAAAAGCCAAUCAGGAUCUAGAGCUUGUUUUUCUGCUCCCAUUCCGAGAGCUAAACUUGCUUGAGGGAAAAAAGAGCUUUUUUGACCUGCUUUGUGACUUUUACCCUGAGUUCAAAGAGGCAAGACCGAUCUCUGACUGGAUCUGUGAUAGAAAAGUUCUAUCUUACAAAAAAAGCCACACUGGAUGUCCUCGUAGCAAACCUUCUAAGAGGAAAACUGCUUCCAUCCGCACACCUGUGGAUCACCAGCCGGCCUGUGGCAGCUGA
Molecule: messenger RNA, 1010 nt
Organism: Sinocyclocheilus grahami
Lineage: Eukaryota; Metazoa; Chordata; Actinopteri; Cypriniformes; Cyprinidae
Exons: 6
Coding region: 114-1010 (298 amino acids)
Source: RefSeq, a predicted model, not a curated record